AACAAGUCACUCAGGACCCAGAUCAGUAUCCUCCUUAAAGUCACAGUCAUCUCAGCUAACAGCCUCUCAGCCCAGCCCAACAAGCACAAGCGGAUCAGGCAGGCUGUGCGAUGAAGGAUGCCCGAGCACAAGAAGGAAGCCGGUAGCUUAGCGGGUGCCGCUUGAGUGAAAGGCAGUUUUUCUCCGUGCUUUCUCUUGAUCUGAGGAAUACUGGCAGGAGAGCGAGCUGUCUGCCCUGGGCCCUGUAGCCGGCCAGCACCUCACCUGGGACUUCAGGCUCCUUGCAGGAAGCCUGAGCCAUGCCGUUCUCCAGCUUAGCCAGAACAGUGGAUGAGAAUGUGGACUAUCUGUUCAAGGUCAUCCUCAUUGGGGAUUCCAACGUGGGGAAGACGUGUGUGGUUCAGCAUUUCAAGUCUGGAGUCUACAGUGAGUCACAGCAGAACACCAUCGGGGUGGACUUCACCGUGCGCUCCCUCGAGAUAGAUGGCAAGAAAGUGAAGGCCUCUGUCUUUCUGCAGAUGCAGGUGUGGGACACGGCAGGCCAGGAGCGCUUCCGUACCAUCACCCAAAGCUACUACCGGAGUGCCCACGCAGCCAUCAUCGCCUAUGACCUCACGCGGCGGUCCACAUUCGAAUCUGUCCCUCACUGGAUCCAUGAGAUAGAAAAAUACGGAGCGGCCAACCUCGUCAUCAUGCUGAUCGGGAACAAGUCAGACCUGUGGGAGAAGCGGCAUGUCCUGUUUGAGGACGCCUGUGCACUGGCUGAGAAGUACGGCCUCCUGGCUGUCCUGGAGACAUCCGCCAAGGAGUCCAGGAACAUAGAUGAAGUCUUUGUGCUCAUGGCAAAGGAGUUAAUUGCCCGCAACAGCCUGCACCUGUAUGGGGAGAGUGUCCAGCAAGGUCUCUCCCAGGAUUCCAGCCCAGUUCUUGUGUCCCAGGUCCCCGGUGAGAGCAGCCGCUGUACUUGUUGAACAUGUACAGGAAGCCAGCACGACAGCCAGGGUAUCCAGGCGCCAGUGUCUGGUAGCAUUGCCGGCUGAGCCUCACCCCCAGCCUGAUGGGCAGCACAGACUCUGAGGAAAGGGGACACCACUGUCCUCAAGGACUCCUAUGGAAAUGAGGAGCUCAGGCCCUGAAGGAAGAGAGUUAGGACGGAUUUUCCCCAUACUGAUCUGUCUCCCCAACCUCCAACAGUUUAAUAGUGGAAUUUGCUUCUCUGUUGUACAAAGACAGUAGUUAAAUGGGGAGCGGGAAGAUGCAGAGAGGAUAUUUGGAACAUUCUAGAUUUGGAAACAGCCCAGGCACUGUUGGAGAAGGCUUGUAAUGAAAAGCCAGCCUGCCUCCAACAGUCACAGUCAGGUGACUUCUCUUCAGAAGGUCCUGUUCAAAUCACAGCAACCACAUGGUGGCUCACAACCAUCCAUAAAGAGAUCUGACGCCCUCUUCUGGUGUCUGAAGGCAGCUACAGUGUACUCAUAUAAUAAAUAAAUCUAAAAAAAAAGAAAAAGAGGAGCAAGGCCUGUUACCUAGAAGCUAGAAAUGCUUUCUUUUCAAAUGGUCAGGAACUAGGAGGCAGAUGGAACUGGCUUGCCCUCUGUCAAUCUGUUUGACCACAAGGAUGGAAGAAAUACCUACCAUGAAUUUUUUUGUUUUGUUUUUUUGAAUUUGGAUUUUUGGAGACAGGGUUUCUCUGUAUAGCCCUGGCUGUCCUGGA
Messenger RNA from Apodemus sylvaticus (European woodmouse), 1714 nucleotides. It is a transcript of the gene Rab19, whose product is annotated as RAB19, member RAS oncogene family. Gene Ontology annotation, molecular function: GTPase activity; GTP binding. Gene Ontology annotation, cellular component: trans-Golgi network. The coding region runs from base 300 to 971 and encodes 223 amino acids. Lineage: Eukaryota; Metazoa; Chordata; Mammalia; Rodentia; Muridae. The record is from RefSeq and is a predicted model, not a curated record. The transcript has 4 exons.